Molecule: messenger RNA, 1893 nt
Organism: Cutaneotrichosporon cavernicola
Lineage: Eukaryota; Fungi; Basidiomycota; Tremellomycetes; Trichosporonales; Trichosporonaceae
Exons: 3
Coding region: 1-1893 (630 amino acids)
Source: RefSeq, a predicted model, not a curated record
AUGAACAGAAACGUGGUGGAAAAUGGCCGGGUCGCCGCGGCCACAGGGUUAACCCCAAGCAGCAUGACCAUCGACAUUGACGCUGCCGCCCUUCGUGCCAAGUACGCCGCGGAGCGUGACAAGCGCCUCGCCGCGCCAGUCGGGCGUAACUUUAAGCCCCUCGAGAAACCGGGAGAGAACAUCGACCCGCACAUGCCCGUGAUCCCGCGUGAGCCGGUUACCGACCACGUCGAGUUCUGCUACAUUGGCGCAGGGUUCAGCGGUCUUCUCACCGCCGCACGCGUCAAGGAAGCUGGCAUCAAGUCGGUCCGCGUCAUUGACAAAGCCGGAGGACCGGGAGGUGUAUGGUACUGGAACAGAUAUCCCGGUGCCAUGUGCGACACGGCAGCCAUGGUCUACCUCCCGCUUCUGGAGGAGACGGGCCACAUGCCGACACACAAGUACGUCUAUGGUCCAGAGAUCCACGAGCACUGCGAGCGUAUCGCCCACAAGUACGGGUUGUACGAUGACGCGCUGUUCCACACCGACGUCACUGGUCUCGUAUGGGAGGACGACGGCAAGCGGUGGCGUAUCACUACGGACCGCGGAGACAGCUUUACAGCGUCAUAUGUCGGGAUCGGAAGUGGGCCCCUCAACGUCGCGCAGCUGCCCGACAUUCCUGGCAUUGAAAAGUUCAAGGGCAAGCAGUUCCACACGUCGCGCUGGGAAUACGAGUACACUGGCGGUGACCGGUUUGGCGCGCCGUUGACCAAGCUCGGUGACAAGAAGGUUGGCAUUGUGGGCACUGGCGCCACGGCUGUGCAGUGCAUUCCGGCACUCAGCCGCGACUCUGGCGAACUCUUGGUUUUCCAGCGCACGCCCAGCGCCGUCGACGUGCGCAAUAACCACCCGUUCGACCCGGAGUGGUUCAAGGAGAUUUCCAAGGAACCGGGAUGGCACUCGCGCUGGCUUGAGUCCUUUAGCGAUUGUUGGGGACAGGCCGUGCCCGACCCUCGCAUCAUGUGGGAGGAUUACCCCGACCUCGUUGAUGACGGGUGGACCAAUCUUGCUAUUCGCUGGCGUAACCGGUACCGUGCUAUCCCAGCCGAGCAGUUCGGCUUGCCGGCCAUCCUCCAAGCAAUGGAGGAGCAGGACAACGAGACGAUGGAGCGUAUCCGCGCGCGCGUCGAUGAGAUCGUCACGGACAAGGACAAGGCAGCGGGCCUCAAGCCUUGGUUCCGCCAGAUGUGCAAGCGGCCGUGCUUCCACGACGAGUAUCUCCCGGCAUUCAACAAGGAGUCAACGCAGCUGAUCGAGACGGAUGGACAGGGCGUGACCGAGGUCACUGAGACGGGGGUCAUCGCCAACGGCAAGCACUACGAGCUCGACUGCAUUGUCUGGGCCUCGGGAUUCCAGUUUAUUGCUGGUGAAGUGCUCACUCGAUUCGGCUACGACAUUGUAGGACCCGAGGGCAAGAUCUCUGACAUGUGGGCGGCCAAGGGCGACGGUGGUGGUAUGCGUACCCUGCACGGCCUCCAGACGGCGGGUUUCCCCAACCUCUUCUUCCAACAGCUCCCGCAAACUGGCUUCCUCAUCUCCAACCUCCCGAACAACUUUGUUCCCCAGGCAGCCAACGUUGCAGCCCUCAUCUCUCACGCCAAGGAGAACGGGUACACCACCAUCAAUGUCAAGCCUGAGGCCCAGGCGGCGUGGUGCGACGCCAUCCUGCAGCACGGACGCCCAAUCGGUAACGCCGAGUGCACACCCGGAUACUACAACAACGAGGGCAAGGGCGAGAACAUCCACACCAAGCUCAACGCUGGGUACCCCGCUGGUGCGAGCGCGUUCGCCAAGCUCAUGGACGAGUGGCGCGCGCCCGGGCCCCAGCAGUUUGCCGGCGUGGCGUUUGCGUAG